AUGGGAAAUUUGAAAGAAGCUAUUCAAACAAUUACUAUUAUUGUUGAUCGUUAUAAAGCUCCAAUAGCAGACAACGAUAAGAUGGUUCUUAUUCGAUGUUUAAAAUAUCGACUACAAGCUAAUUUUCAAGAUGAAAAUUAUAAAGUUGCCUUAGGACUUGAUCUUAAUUGUGCUCAACCAUCUAUAUCACCAAUACCAUUAUAUCAAGAAAUUUUACCACCAGCUGAUAUUGAACAAGCUCGUAGUGAUAUAACACGUAUAAAUGAUGUAAUGAAAACAAUAUCAAGUAUUUUAUAA
Molecule: messenger RNA, 297 nt
Organism: Rotaria sp. Silwood1
Lineage: Eukaryota; Metazoa; Rotifera; Eurotatoria; Philodinida; Philodinidae
Source: the annotation of a GenBank genome assembly